Oncorhynchus keta (chum salmon) is the source of this 1163-nucleotide messenger RNA. RefSeq names its product ras-related protein Rab-6B-like. Gene Ontology annotation, molecular function: GTPase activity; GTP binding. The coding region runs from base 1 to 561 and encodes 186 amino acids. The transcript is spliced from 7 exons. The record is from RefSeq and is a predicted model, not a curated record. Lineage: Eukaryota; Metazoa; Chordata; Actinopteri; Salmoniformes; Salmonidae.
AUGUUAGUAGAUGCCAGGCACAACGUCCUGAAGGCCGUUAACACCAUUUUCUUCUCAUUUCAGGCCACAAUCGGAAUAGACUUCCUAUCAAAAACGAUGUACUUGGAAGACCGAACGGUGAGGUUGCAGCUGUGGGACACGGCAGGACAGGAGCGCUUCAGGAGCCUCAUACCCUCCUACAUACGAGAUUCUACUGUGGCUGUGGUGGUUUAUGAUAUUACAAAUGUGAACUCCUUCCAGCAAACGUCCAAAUGGAUCGACGACGUCAGAACUGAGAGAGGAAGUGAUGUCAUCAUCAUGCUGGUCGGCAACAAAACAGACUUGGGAGACAAGAGGCAGAUCACCAUAGAGGAAGGAGAACAGCGGGCCAAGGAGCUCAGCGUCAUGUUUAUUGAGACCAGCGCCAAGACAGGCUACAACGUCAAACAGCUGUUUCGGCGUGUGGCAGCUGCCCUUCCUGGGAUGGAGAGCAUGCAGGAGACAAGCAAGGAGGGAAUGAUUGACAUCAAGCUGGACAAACCACAGGAGCCUCCAACCACUGAAGGCGGGUGCUCCUGUUAAUCCCAACACCUGAUUGGUGCAUCUUCAUCUCCACCACAUGCUUGUUGUGUUGGUUCACCUCCAGUAGAGCUUUCCGAUUGGGAUUUAUCUUAAUACUGGUCAUCAGUUGGAAACUAGCGUUACAUACAUUUCAGUUGUAAAAUAGUGUACUUUAUUAAAGGAAUUUGCCAAAAAGUCUUAAAAAUUUACAAAAUGAUCAACAACAACAAAAAAAACGAAGCCCUCUCAACAUUUUUUUUGAAAAAGUAGAAUGGUAGGUAAUUUUUUUUUUCUUUUUAUAUUUUUGUAUAUUAAAAGAAAUGCUUUGAAAAGUUGCAGAUGACCAAGUUGUCCCCUUGUAUGUAUCCCCAAUGGCACCCUGUUCCCUAUGUAGUGCACUACUUUUAGACCAUAAUCCUAUGGCACCCUAUUCCCUAUGUAGUGCACUACUUUUAGACCAGAGCCCUAUGGCACCCUAUUCCCUAUGUAGUGCACUACUUUUAGACCAGAGCCCUAUGGCACCCUAUUCCCUAUGUAGUGCACUACUUUUAGACCAUAGCCCUAUGGCACCCUAUUCCCUAUGUAGUGCACUACUUUUAGACCAGAGCCCUAUGGCACCCUAU